GGGGCGGAGCGUUUCCCGGCGCAAUGUGCGCGCGUCGCAGCUGUCAUGGCGGAGAACGUGUGGAGCGCUGACCCCGGGGAAGCAGUUUAUCGCUCCCGGGACCCUGUGCGCAAUCUGCGCAUCCGAGUCCAUCUGCAAAGAAUCACAUCAAGCAACUUUCUCCAUUACCAGCCUGAAGCCCAGCUGGGGAAGGACCUCAUAGACUUGGCCACUUUUAGGCCUCACCCAACCGCCAGUGGACACCACCCAGGUGAAGAUGAAGAGGAGGAGGUGGUGAUUGGGUGGCAGGAGAAGCUCUUUAGCCAGUUUGAAGUAGAUUUGUACCAAAAUGAAGCAGCAUGUCAGAGUCCUCUGGAUCAUCAGUACCGCCAAGAGAUCCUGAAGCUGGAGGAGUCACAUGGCAGGAAGAACCGCCGGAUCUUUACCUACACCGACUCUGACAGAUACACCAAUUUGGAGGAGCACUGCCAGAAAAUGACCACUGCAGCUGACGAGGUGCCGUCAUUCUUGGUGGAGCGAAUGGCGAAUGUCAGGCGGAGACGCCAGGACAGGCGAGGGAUGGAGGGUAGUAUCUUCAAGUCACGAAUUGUCACCUGGGAACCCUCAGAAGAGUUCGUGAGGAACAACCAUGUCAUCAACACCCCUCUUCAGACAAUGUACAUCAUGGCAGACCUCGGGCCCCACGAAAAGCUUGGUUAUAAGACGUAUGAACAUGUCCUCUGUACGGUGAAGGUGGACAGCAAUGGGGUGAUCACAGUAAAACCUGACUUCACUGGCCUCAAGGGACCCUACAGAAUUGAGACCGAGGGGGAAAAACAGGAACUGUGGAAGUAUACCAUCAACAACGUGUCCUCCCUCGCGCAGCCAGAGGAGGAGGAGCGGGAGCAGCGUGUUUUCAAGGAUCUUUAUAGUCGGCACAAGGAGUACCUCAGCAGCCUCGUGGGCACUGACUUUGAGAUGGCCGUCCCAGGUGCCCUCCGACUCUUUGUAAACGGAGAAGUAGUUUCAGCUCAAGGCUAUGAGUAUGAUAAUCUCUAUGUCCACUUCUUUGUGGAAUUGCCAGCUACUAACUGGUCUAGCCCAGCCUUCCAGCAGCUCUCAGGAAUAACACAGACCUGUGCCACCAAGUCCGUAGGAAUGGACAAGGUGGCUUACUUCUCCUACCCAUUCACAUUUGAGGUCUCCUUCCUCCAUGAGGACGAAUCUGCUGAUGCCCUCCCAGAGUGGCCUGUGCUCUACUGCGAGGUCCUGUCCCUGGACUUCUGGCAGAGGUACCGCGUGGAAGGCUACGGGGCUGUGGUGCUGCCCGCCACCCCAGGCUCACACACUCUGACAGUCGCCACUUGGAGACCCAUGGAGCUGGGCACGGUGGCUGAGCUGCGGAGGUUUUUCAUUGGUGGCUCUCUGGAACUGGAGGACCUCUCCUAUGUGCGGAUUCCUGGGACCUUCAAGGGGGAGCGCCUGAGCCGCUUUGGGCUCCGCACAGAGACCACGGGCAGUGUCACCUUCCGCUUGCACUGUCUGCAGCAGUCCAGGGCCUUCAUGGAGUCGAGUUCCCUCCGGAAAAGGAUGCGGAGUGUGUUGGACCGUCUGGAAGGAUUCAGCCAACAGAGUUCCAUCCACAACGUGCUGGAGGCCUUCCGCCGAGCCCGGCGCCGCAUGCAGGAGGCCCGGGAAAGCCUUCCCCAGGACUUAGUGAGCCCCUCAGAAACCGCGGUCUCCUAGCUCGCUGCAGCCCUGGCCCUCCUGCAAGAGGGCAAGACAGUGAUACCUCAGGUCAGUGUUCUCCCGCCUCCUUCUCACCGGAGACCACAAUAACCUGCCGAGACCCGGAAGAGCGCAGAAAAUCUCAGACCACCCCCUCUGCCUGGUCUUCAGCAGGGUCUUCCUGCCACGUGAAGUACCCCAGCGCCUGUGGCCCCCUCUGGUUCCCUCUUCACAUUUCAGCUACUGCAAGUGGGCAUCACAAGGCCGAUUUGGGGUUUGAGGCCAGUUUGGGGGAACCUCGUCGUUCGAGUGUCCUCAACACAGCCUGUUCUGGAGUAUCGCUCUGUCUCAAUGACGGAAGCAGGGUUGCAGGUACCUGCUGCCCACAGCUUGCAUUGCAAGUGAAGGCUCAGGAAGAAGCAAGCUGAGAGACGGUUUAAACUCCUGGCCUGAGAGUCUCAGCCUCCUCUUUCCAGUAUAAUCUCGCCUAUUGCUCACGGCUCUUUUCAGUGGAGUAAAUAACUAUUUCUGGAGUAAAUAAAGACCGAAGGCAAUGCCCA
This is a messenger RNA of Condylura cristata (star-nosed mole), 2267 nucleotides long. It is a transcript of the gene MKS1, whose product is annotated as Meckel syndrome, type 1. The record is from RefSeq and is a predicted model, not a curated record. The coding region runs from base 46 to 1725 and encodes 559 amino acids. Gene Ontology annotation, cellular component: MKS complex. Lineage: Eukaryota; Metazoa; Chordata; Mammalia; Eulipotyphla; Talpidae. The transcript is spliced from 18 exons. Gene Ontology annotation, biological process: cilium assembly.